AUGACCGCAACAGUGAAGGCAUGGCAUUAUGAUGACUGCCGACGAUUGUCGAUCGACAUUGAGCAAAUCAAAUACCAUGAUCUUAAAAAGAAGCUCCAAAACACAUUCCAACUCGAGAACGAGUUCACGGUCAAGUACACGGACAUGGACGGUGAUCUGUGCACGAUCAGUGGAGCAGAGGAAUUCGAGGACCUCGUCAACUCGGACCUUGUCAAGGGACGCAAAGGAACAGUUCGACUCCAGGUUUUCCCUAAUCGUCAUGGUCUUAGCAGCAACGCCAGUACUAUCAGUCGUGGAGCGAGUCGUCGAGCUAGUAUCCUCCAUAGGCGUGAUUCUUCUGAUUCAGGUACCUCAACUCUUGUAGGUGAUUCCAAUGCUAUCUUUGAUAACCAAUACACCGACUGUGAUAUGCUCGAGAUCUUGCGUGAUAUCAGUCUUUUCAUUUGUGCGCGAGGCAUGGAUCGUCAUGGAGAGCAUGAAAAUGCAAUGGCAGAGUUGCCGCCUGGAGCAUCGUCAUGGGUUUCUGCUGGCAAGAACCUUAUCACACCGACAACUGCUCAAAACUUUCAACGACUGAACCAUGCCAGAGCUGUUCGCGCGAAAUUCCCUUUAACCAAUGGUGCAGAACUUUUGAAGGGAUUGGAUGGACAUGUGCACAAUUGGACUGUUGAUACCACUGGUCAAUGGCUCAAGAGCAAUGGAUAUGAAGAUACUGUUCAAAUCUUCAAAGAUCACGACAUCACCGGUGAUGUUCUGUUGGAAUUGACGCACGAUACCCUCAAGGAUAUGGGAGUAACCUCUACAGGACGACGAAUCCGUCUUCUUAAAAUGAUCACAGAGUUACGACUCUAUGCCGCGGAUUUGGCCAUUCAGGAAGAAGACGAAGCACAAGCUUUGGAGUCCCUCCACAUCAACUAG
Lobosporangium transversale is the source of this 918-nucleotide messenger RNA. RefSeq lists its product as hypothetical. The record is from RefSeq and is a predicted model, not a curated record. The coding region runs from base 1 to 918 and encodes 305 amino acids. Lineage: Eukaryota; Fungi; Mortierellomycota; Mortierellomycetes; Mortierellales; Mortierellaceae. The transcript is spliced from 7 exons. Gene Ontology annotation, molecular function: protein binding.